CUACUACUACAACUUUUUCACUCACUAUGGCAAUUUUCACAAAACCAAAGCUUUUAUUUAUCUUCUUCUUGAUCCUCUCUUUGGUCGUUGUAUCUCAAUGCUAUGAUCAAAACCCUAGGGGUGAUCAAGACCCUCAGGAGAAACUCAGAGAGUGCCAACAACGUUGUGAGAGGCAACAACCAGGCCAACAGAAACAGUUGUGUAAACAACGUUGUGAACAGCAGUAUAAGAAAGAGCAACAACAACAACAUGAAAGGGAGACUGGUGAAGAUGAUCUAGGCAAUCGUGGACCUGAGAAGAGAUAUAGAAAAUUCCAAGAGUGCCAACGUAGGUGCCAGAUUGAACAACAGGGCCAACAACUGCAAGAGUGUCAACAACGUUGUCAACAAGAGUACCAAAGAGAGAAAGGACAACAAGUUGAAACUAACCCAGAGUGGGAACAAGAAGAAAAAUCGAAUAAUCCUUAUUUAUUCGAGUCUCAAAGGUUCAGGUCUCGAUACAGAGCUAGUCAUGGUGAUUUCCGUAUCCUCGAGAAAUUCAAUCAAAGAUCUCAACUUCUAAAAGGAAUCGAAAAAUACCGUGUCUCCGUCCUCGAAUUGGAGCCUCAGUCUUUCGUAUUGCCUCAUCACUGUGAUGGUGAAGCCAUAUAUGUUGUUGUUAAAGGACAAGGAAUAAUUAGUAUAGCGGAACAAGAUAACAAAAACUCCUUCAACUUGCAGAAGGGGGAUGUAAUCAGGGUGUUUGCUGGUUCAAAUGUCUACAUGCUCAACAAAGAUAACAACGAAAAGUUGUUUGUUUACGUGCUCGCCAAGUCCGUCAAUGCCCCUGGAAAUUUGCAGCAAUACUUUAGUGCCGGAGGUCAAAAUCCGGAGACCUUCUACAAAGCAUUCAGCAGCGAUAUCCUGGAGAGUGCUUUCAAUAACCCAAGGGACAAGUUAGAGAGGCUAUUUGGACAACACAAGGAGGGGAUAAUAAUCAAAGCUAGUGAAGAGCAAAUUAGAGCUAUAAGCGAACACGCCUCACGCUCCACUCAGCAAACUAAAGGUAGAACACAAGGACCUUUCAAUUUGCUGAAGGAACGCCCAUUAUUCGAAAGCAAAUUUGGACAGUUCUUUGAAGCAUGUCCCGAAAGAUUUGAGCAGUUGAGGGACUUGGAUGCUGCUGUUGGUUUCAUGAACAUUAACCAAGGUGGAAUGGUGCUACCAUACUACAACACAAAAUCUACAAAGUUGGUUAUGGUUGUAGAAGGAAACGCUCGGUUUGAAAUGGCAUGUCCUCAUCUUGGUAGACAAGGCCAAAGCCCAUGGUCUCGUGGACAAGGAAGAGAGCAAGAACAAGAACAAGAACAAGAAGAAGGAGAAGUCCGUUACCAGAAAAUCCGCGGUAAUCUAAACGUUGGUGAUGUUUUGGUAAUCCCAGCAGACCAUCCGAUCACCUUUGUAGCAACCGGAAACUCAAAUGUGAAGAUAGUUGGUUUUGGAGUCGAUGCUCAGAACAGCAAAAAGAACUUCCUUGCAGGUAAACAAAGCAUAUGGAGAAACGUAGAGAGGGAAGCGAAAGAACUAUCCUUCAGCAUGCCCGGAAGGGAGGUAGAAGAGAUAUUGCAGAAGCAAGACCAGUCCUACUUUGUGGCAGGACCGGAGCAUCGCCAGCAGAGGGAGAGGGGUGAAGAAGGAAGGAGGGGACAAGAUCAAUAUUUGUCUUCAAUUUUGGACUUUGUUUUCUAAAUAAAAUGUAUGUUAAUGGAAGAAAUGCGCAAUGCAGAUAUGCAUUUGUGCCAAGUGAAGAGAGCUUUGUGAGUAAAUAAGAAGAGGCUCCUAGUUUAAAGAGAAGUAUGUACUCCUACUAAUGUAACUCCUUAAAAUAAAUGUGGUCUAGGAGUUGUAGAGGGUUUUUGGACUCUCUUGUAGUAUGUAUGUUGUCGUGUGCACUGUAACUUUUGCAUCAUAAAUAAAACUCCUUGCUCUGUUAACU
This is a messenger RNA of Solanum verrucosum, 1974 nucleotides long. Its product is annotated as vicilin Jug r 2.0101-like. The transcript is spliced from 7 exons. The record is from RefSeq and is a predicted model, not a curated record. Lineage: Eukaryota; Viridiplantae; Streptophyta; Magnoliopsida; Solanales; Solanaceae. The coding region runs from base 27 to 1727 and encodes 566 amino acids.